AUGGAAAUAGUUGAUCCUUACGGGAAAUUGUGUAGGGUCAAUUCUUGGUCAUCGUCGAGAAAAGCCAUGGUGUUCAGGAGUGUGGUAUACACAAUAUUAAUCAGUGAUUUACCCUUUGGAGGAACGUGCCUGUAAUAGAUUUCUUUUACCCUCAAAAUAUAUUUACUACCCCUCACCCCUUUCCACGUUAAAAAUAUAGUUGUAUUUUAUUAGCUCCCUUGGUGGACUUUUAUCAGGUGCAAGAACACCCUAUGGUAAUAUAGUUUAACAAUAGUUGAACCCGGUGCAAGAUUUUAUUAUAAAUAGGAUAUUUUUACCGGGAGAAUUUUUUUUUUUUUUUUUGUAAAGAUUAAAAGGCUACGAUAAUUUCAAAAAUUAAUCACUACCACGUUUAUAAAUACUGCAGAUGUUUAUUUACAUGAAAAAAAAAAAAAUGUUAUUAUAGUAAUAAUAGUAUAAUAUUAGGUAUUUACACGGUUUGAAUUUUCGAUUUUUUUUUUUUUCGGUCACAACACAUGUUAUACAAUGGUUAAAAUUAUAUAAUAAUAAAAUAAUAAUAUAAAACUAAUAAAAUCAUUUUUUGGGAACAUAUAAAUGGUAGUAGUACAAACAGCGGUGGACUAUUAUAAUAUAUAUUAAUAAUUAUGGUGUGACAUAACAUAUAGGUAUUACAUAUUUUUAAUAAUAAAUAUAAUAAUACGACAAAAAUACAACACGAGCCACGUUCAGAGUUAAUACUUGAGAGUAUAUAAUGUAAUAUACCGAAUAAACACGCGCUAUAGUUCUCUCCGCGAUUGCACGAGAAAGAUCCGUACGCAGUUUAAUAUACGCGAUAAAAUAAUUGUAAUUAUAAUAUAUAAAUCGGUUACAAAAAUCGUUUUCAAAAAAUACUAGAAAAAAAUAAAAGAAAAAAACCGCAUUAAAAUCGACAGUUUCGUCCGUAUUUCAAAAACCUGAUACCCGUGUAAUAAUAACACACAUCUCUCCCUACAACGUUCUCGUCUACACACGAACGCGAUUAUUGACUAGGCGUUUUGUUUUGUUUUUGUGCGUUGCGUUUGGACAUCGUUGAAUUCGAAAUACAAAAUGAAAUUGUUUUAUGUAGGAAAAUCGCUGCGCCACCAUAUCCAACAAUGUUUCUGACGGAUAUUCGAUGUGGUCGAAAACGCGUCACAGAGGGGCGAACACACCGGGCGCGUUCGGUUCGGACUUUUCCGUCCGGUCGAACGGACCGAGAUAUCACACUGGACCGGUAUCGACGUGGUCGGGGGAGCGGUUAAAAGCUCGCCUGACGACAAAACUUCUUGUAGCUUACACGAUAUAUUACGCUGUACGUAUUAUACUGGCAUAUUCCCCGGCGGUUCGAAAACAAUUUGACGGUCGCCGGAUAGCUGAUAGGAUACCGAUCCGGUCCGGUAUUCCAUCUUGGUGUGUCCCGUACGAGUCGCCCGAAACGGUCGGAACAGCGAUCGCUGCCGUCAACAAAAGUUUUAUUGGAUAA
Messenger RNA from Cinara cedri, 1501 nucleotides. The record is from the annotation of a GenBank genome assembly. NCBI's taxonomy places the organism in Eukaryota, Metazoa, Arthropoda, Insecta, Hemiptera, Aphididae.